Molecule: messenger RNA, 2112 nt
Organism: Penicillium brasilianum
Lineage: Eukaryota; Fungi; Ascomycota; Eurotiomycetes; Eurotiales; Aspergillaceae
Source: the annotation of a GenBank genome assembly
AAAACGCCCCAUGGGGAGCAAUCCGCGGGCAGAACCGUGGAAUGCGAGUGGAGGUCCACGAGGCGGAUCAACUAAAUUCAUCGGCGUCUAUAAACCUACUUGACCCUUUGUUUAUGGGUAGUUUAAACACUUGAUUUUCAAGGUUGAGGAAACUUCCCAUACCACCACAAUCGGUGCAGUGUGAAAGAUCCUUGUUCCCCUCCCCAGUUGGGACCACGUGGAUUGUUGGAAAGAAAAAAAGUGAGGCGGCCAAAGUUCCAAUAGCUGCGCCCACCGCCAUCUCGACUUUCUCCUUCUCUUUACCACACCCCCUCCUCUUUUCUCUUCUGCACUUCCUGCAUCUCCCUCUUCUUUCUCUUUCUCGCCGGCACUGCGGUGGAAAGCGUGUGUGUGCCCGAAAUCUAACUUUUCCAGCCUAACCUCCCCCCCUUUUCUUCUCGUGUCCGGGGUUCUAGCGCCCGCCUUUCCCUGAUUCGGGGGCCUCUUUACUCGCAUCCUUUUAGGCCACCGUCUCCUGUCUCGUCAGGAUCGCCUGACUGACCGCCAUGACGGAGGUUUCAUCCACCCGACUGUAUCUUGGGAACCUUCCCCGCAAUGUCACCAAACAGGACAUCGAGGAACACUUCAGUACCCAUGGCUCCGGUAAGAUUACGGAGAUCAAGCUGAUGAACGGCUUUGGCUUCAUCGAGUAUGAAGAUGCCAUGGAUGCCCGUGACGUCGUACCUGCUUUCCAUGGCAGUGACUUCAAAGGAGAGCGACUGACAGUGCAGUUUGCUCGUGGUCCCCGACGCAAGGAGAACUUUCCUGGUCCACAGGAUCGCCCGGCGGUUCCUCGUCCUCGUCGGACCAUGUUCCGGAUGCAAAUCUCCGGUCUCCCUGAGACUAGUUGGCAGGACUUGAAAGACUUUGCUCGCCAGUCAGGACUGGAUGUGGUCUACUCCGAGACCGGCCGCGAACAAGGAAGAGGGUUUGUUGAAUUCGAAACUGCAAACGACCUCAAGACCGCCGUGGAAAAGCUGGACCAGCACGAGUUCAAAGGCUCUCGCGUGACCUGCGUUGCGGAUAUCCAAAGCUAUGAAGACCGUCCUUACCGUGAACCGUACCGGUCUCGCUCCCCACGUCGGCCCUAUCCUCCUAUGGAUGAAUACGACCGAAGGUUCCCCACCCCCCGUGGAUACAGUCCCCGGGACCAUUAUCGUGAACGGUCACCGGUCCCCAUGCGCGCAGGAUACUAUGACCGCGAUGGCUAUGGACGUCGCACACCCCCGCGCCCCCGGAUGGAGGACUAUCCGCCUCCCCGUCGUCCGUACGAGGACCCUUAUGAUGCCCGGCCGCCUCCGCCGCGCCACUAUGAUGACCCCUAUCUAGCGGCGCGGCAAUACGGCCGCCCACGUUCUCCUCCCCGAAGUGACUACGUUGCCUAUGAGCGUCCGCGCUACUGGUAGAUGACAUCUUGUCGUCAUGUUCGCUCACAUAUCUCUUGCGGAUAUAGCGAGUGCUUUAUCCUUUCUUCCUCUUGUCUCCUACUCGUCAAAUACCCAGCCGUUCCGUAUUGUUCUGCGUGCUCUUCCUUCCCCCUGAUGGUACCAUGCUUCGUUAUGUCUGCCGAGUUUCUUAGCCCGUCUCUUUAAGGUUGGGGACUCGUCCUUUUUUUUGAAUGUGGCUAACAAGCUUGCAUCCUGAUGUCCUCUUCUACAUCUCGAGCUGGGCUUUAUAUGCUCGGCGUCGGUACUAGGAAGUGUUUGAUGCAAUGCUAUCGGGGACGCAUUUCAAAAGUGGAGCUUAAUCUCCUCCGGGCCGACAGUAAUGCAUUUGCAACUUUACUACCCUGAUUUUCACACCUCGGUCGCCCGUUGCUCUGAUUCUUCUUUUGUCUGCUUCUGCAUUCUGGAUUUUACUUUGUCUGUAAAGAUAUCGACGGAUCUAGGGGCGCAGAGGGGGGAUUGGAUUUUAUGUUAUGAUAUGUUGACGGACUUUGUGCAUCUUACCUGGUCGAUGACAGUGUUUCUCAGCUAUCUUCAGCUAUUCUCAGCUACGAUGAUGACUAGGGUGUGAUGUGACGCAACGGUGCAGACCGGUCUGUAGUGCUAAUAAUUUACCUUUUUGUCUCCA